Prunus armeniaca (apricot) is the source of this 201-nucleotide messenger RNA. The record is from the annotation of a GenBank genome assembly. NCBI's taxonomy places the organism in Eukaryota, Viridiplantae, Streptophyta, Magnoliopsida, Rosales, Rosaceae.
AUGGGACCAGAGUUUUGGUUCCAAGUGCAGAGGGUGUCCUGGCCUUGUGGCUUCGAGUUUACCAGUAAUUUAUUGGACAGCAAACACACGAACCUAGAGCUGAUUGGCAAGUGGAAAAUUUGGAGGUGUCAUCAUUGGAUUUGUCCAAAGGCUCUGUUCAUGGGCGUGAGGCAUAUUGUCAAUUGUGAAGUUGGUGCCUAA